Cyclocybe aegerita is the source of this 873-nucleotide messenger RNA. The record is from the annotation of a GenBank genome assembly. NCBI's taxonomy places the organism in Eukaryota, Fungi, Basidiomycota, Agaricomycetes, Agaricales, Hemipholiotaceae.
AUGUCCUCUGAAACUGUGCCGACAAUCAAGAAGCGAGGCCGCCCCCGAACCCAGGCGAGGGAGAUAGCAAUAGAAAGGGAAGCUGAUUCCGACCCUUUAGAUGAAGGAGAGGCCAAACUACCACUUGCAGACCUGCUCGAGCUUCGCAAGCUGAAACGGUCUCGAGAAGGAAUCGAUGUCAAUAAACUGAACAAAGGGGAUAACAAGAAGAAGAAAAGACCUCGAGAGGAAAAAGAUCAGGGUGGUCUGAGGAAGGGUGUUGCUGCCCACGACGAGGACGAUGAAGAGGAAGACAAAGAUGCUAAGACUAGGAGAGUCAUCCGGUCAAACAACUUCACGCAGCAAACAAACGCGCUCGACGUAGACAAACACAUGAUGGCGUACAUCGAGGAGAAUCUGAAAGUUCGGAGCAGACCACGGGAAGAAUCUGACGAGGAAGAAGCUGCCGUAGACCCGCAGGAAGCCCUGUAUAAUAUCGCCGACCGGUGGAAAGUGGAGAAACAGAAACCGACUACGGAUGUUGGGAGUGUGACGAACAGCAUGUCGAUGCUAACCGCUAUUCCGGAAGUCGACCUGGGAAUGGAUACAAGGCUGAAGAACAUCGAAGAGACAGAAAAGGCCAAAAGAGUGGUGGCGGAAGAGCGACACGACAGGAAGAAGCCUAAAAACGACGAGGAACACUUGGUGGCUACACGAUUUUAUCGGCCCAACCUACGGCCGAAGUCAGAUGCUGACAUUCUUAGGGAUGCUAAAUUAGAGGCUAUGGGCCUCCCGCCACAGGAUGAUGUUCCUCGGAAGUCCAGUCAAGACAAGGUCCAAGCUGCUACGGACGAAUUAGUCAUGGAACGCUUCAAGAAACGAAUGCGGAAGUAA